UCUAGCUAUCUCGCACGUGACCCCAGCCUCCCCGAAGCCUGUUCGCCAGGUGACCAGCAGCGACCAGGCAGUGGGAACGACGCGCCGUCCAAGCAAACCCACUCACUUCAAUUCUCCAACCUCCUUCCUUUCUCGCUGCCCCUCUGGUCCCCUGCGAUUUGGCGAGUUUUGGCGUCGGUUUUCCUGUGAAAAUAUCGUCGCUUAGCAAUUACGUGUUGGUCUGACUUUUAUCUCAAGAUUUUCACCCCCUUCUUGACCACCGUCGAGCGCCCGAGGCCCAGUCCGCCGAUACCGUUUGUUUUCAGCAUCCGUCGCGUCACCCCCCUCUAGUUGCGCGGAACAUCUACGAAUCGCCCCGCAUUGGGCGGGCUUUGCUUAUACCUUCGGGCAUAUUAUCCUUAGAAACCUGAGUGAUACCUUACGACUUACAACUUUGUCGGCGCCAUGUUUUAUUCAGAGACUCUGCUGUCCAAGACCGGGCCCUUGGCUCGCGUCUGGCUAUCGGCCAACCUUGAGCGCAAGCUGUCCAAGUCGCAUAUCUUACAGUCCGAUAUUGAAAGCAGCGUCAGCGCUAUCGUAGAUCAGGGACAGGCUCCCAUGGCUUUGCGAUUGAGUGGGCAGCUGCUACUCGGUGUGGUUCGAAUUUACAGCAGGAAAGCGCGUUAUCUGCUCGAUGACUGCAACGAAGCCUUGAUGAAGAUCAAGAUGGCGUUCCGUCUCACAAACAACAACGACCUGACAACAAGCGCCGUAGUUGCCCCCGGUGGCAUCACGCUGCCUGACGUACUGACCGAAACUGACUUGUUCAUGAAUCUCGAUUCGUCUCUACUAUUGGCCCAACCUCUCGCACUGGAACCGGAGGGUAAGCGACCGAGCUCGUCGAUGGACUUUGGAAGCCAACUGUUUCCCGAAACUGGACUUGGACGCUCUGCUUCUCAGGAACCUGCCCUUUUGGAAGACCCUGAUCUCGAUCUUAGACUUGAUUUUGGAGAUGACGAGACAGCAUUCGCUAGCGAAAUCGGACGAGAAGCUCCACCUCAGCGCCCCGUCGAGGAGGAUCUCUUCAGCGAAACCGGCAAGUUGAACGAGAUUGACGAUCUAGGACUCGAUCUUGGAGAGGAUGGCGCCCCGUUGGAUAGGAUGGAUCUUGGAGAGGACGGCUUGCAGGACAACUUUUUGCCUUUGGAUGACGGAAUGGAUUUUGGUCAGGAUGAUACCAUGGCCGCCGACGUUGAUGCCGAUCAAUCCGAUCGUGAGAGCGUUCUGACAGAAGCGUCUGAUGGCAUGAUGGAGCGACUGAACCCCGAAAAUGACAACGAAUUCGCCAAUCCCAACAAUGAGGAAGAGGACGAUACAGUCAUCCAGCAUACUCAGCGCGUAAAGCGACAGAAGCAACUUCCUACUAUUGAGCUUGAUGAACACUCCGAGUACAAAGGAAACUCCUACCUCCAAGUCCAGCGAGAACAGCUCGCCGAGACUCUCCAGCCCGCUUCUUUCCUGCCUCGCGACCCUUUCCUCCUCACCCUCAUGACCAUGCAACAGAAUGGCGACUUUGUUUCGAAUGUCAUGGGCGGCGGCCGUGGCCGUGGAUGGGCUCCCGAGAUCCGUGAUCUGCUGUCUUUUGAUACUGUUAAAAAGGCUGGUGAACUGAAACGCAAGCGCGACAGCGGAAUUGCCGAUAUGGAUGUAGAAGCCGCUACCACCCCCGCUUUGGAACUCGGCGAGGAUGAGGCGAUUGUACCCAUGGACGAGGGUAUUGGUCUUGACUCGACAUUGCACCAGCGCUCGGAGAUUGAAUUUCCCGGUGACGAGGAAGACCAGCUCCAUCUCACUGAUGACGAAGGAAUUCACCAACCGUUGGACGAGAUGGACGAUGAGACGAUCGAGCCCGUUGACAGUGCCCUCGUGUCGGUGGGUACAAAACGCGCCGUGCACAUCCUGCGUGACUGCCUCGGUGAUGCAGAACAAAAGAAGGCUGUCAGAUUCCAGGAUCUUCUACCGGAGAAAAAGGCGUCCAAGGCCGAUGCAACCAAGAUGUUCUUCGAGGUUCUGGUCCUAGCCACCAAGGAUGCCGUCCAGGUUGAGCAGCGCCCAAACACAGUUGGUGGCCCGAUCAAGAUCCGCGGAAAGCGUCCCCUCUGGGGCUCGUGGGCCGAAGAAGAGGCUGAAGCUCCCAGCCAGUCGACUCAGAUCGCCGCUUAGAUGUGGUUCGCAUGGUGUGCAUCCUCUGUUUUGAAGCUCUUUUUUGUACAUUGUUAUGCGCAAUAUCUCUCUGCCUCUUUCGUCUUUUUUUUUGUCCGUUUUUCAUCUCUCAGUCGAUAUUCCCCUGCCCUCGCUGAGUGAAGCGGUUUUAUGGAAGGGCUGAACUGUCUUGGAUUGUGGGCUUUCUGACGAAUACUACUGGAGUUGGGGCAUGUUUCUUUUCAUGCGUUUUAGGAGCCGAAAAGGGGUCAAUUGCUUGGUUUAACUGUUUGUGUUUGGGCAAAUGCUUUCUGGGCCAUUUUUAGGUAGUUUUGUGUUAGUAGACCUUUUUAAUCGAAUCGAAAACCGUACGUCUCAUACCUCUGUAC
Messenger RNA from Aspergillus calidoustus, 2570 nucleotides. Lineage: Eukaryota; Fungi; Ascomycota; Eurotiomycetes; Eurotiales; Aspergillaceae. The record is from the annotation of a GenBank genome assembly.